AUGUUCUCAGUACCCGAGAACAUGCAGGACCUCCGGGCCGAGCUCUUCAAUAUAGGUGGAAAUGGGGCGACUUUGACUCUUCCGAGCCAUCAGCUCAAAGCGUUAUGGCCAUUCUUGGACAAUAUCUAUAUCUUGCGAACCCAGAAGACGAACCCACGCCAAUUGACCACUUCGUACCUGCGAUGCCGUCUAUGGCCGGCCAAGCCCUAUCCGGGCGCAGUGACCGAUGAGAACAGGAAGCGAAAACGCGCCGCCCACAAGGAGAUCCACGGCUGUCCCUGCAAGGUCAAGUUUGUCGAUGAUGGUCUGGUUACCUGCGUCUCUCGCACCAGCGUCGAUGGACAUAAUCAUGACUUCGAAGCAAUUGAGAAAAAGAUCCCCAGUGGGGUGCGGGAGCUCGCCGCACAGGAAGUCGCCAAGGGCUACACCCCGAAAGAGGUGAUCAGGAUCCUGAGGAACCCGGAGAAUGGGAAUUUGAAAGCCCUGCAGCUCGCGGGCGGCUCACGCAUCUCCGCCCAGGAUGCUUUCAAUGCGAGCAAGUCUAAGGCACGCCCCCAUUCGGAGCGAUCGACCCCGCUAAGUCCAGCCGCUCGGCAGAACUGGCAGGUCCAGUUCUUCACGACGUCACCGGCCAAAAUCUCCGCCGGAGAACAGCUUCCACCACCAGUACCUCCUGCUGCACCAUUUCCAGAGCCUCCUCCACCAUCGAAUGAGCCCACCUUUGCGGUGUUGAAACCAGUCGCGUCGGGUCAAUCCACACAAGCUGCGCCGACUCGCGCGCAGACGGUCUCACUCGCUUGGAUACCUCCUCAAACAUACUGCGGGGAGCCUUACGUUAUGAGGCCGGGGCGGAAGCAAAUACAGAUCCCUCGACCGUUCAGUCAGAUCCCUCGAUAUCCAAUUCUCUACUCCCACCCAUCGCCAAUCCAUCUCCUACCAGUCUUAUCCCACCGAAUAACAUCAUCCAAGCCAUCCCCUCCCGUCGAAUCAUCAGCACCUCGACCCCCGCGCGUUUCCAUCUUCGUCAAGAGAGACGACCAAGCAUCCCCAUUAGCCUGCACGGGGAACAAAUAUCGGAAACUAGAGUACCUCGUCCCCGAUAUCUUCUCCACCGCACCUGCCUAUCAUUACUAUGAGUUCCAUCCUGCCACUGAGCCUCUGCCAGGUCCGGCCACCAUCCUGGUCACCGAAGGGGCCCUUCAAAGCAAUCAUACCGUCCAAGUGGCCGCACUCGCCCGCAAAUUGGGUCUCAAGGCCCUAGUGCUGUUAAAUCGUGACACGGGCGGUGGCUUCAAAACCACUCCUUCGCCCGACACCUUCACCCAAGUUGGUAACCCACAGAUCAACAAACUUCUCGGGGUCGACAUUCGCAUUUCCAAUCCCGACGCCCCAAAAGCGACUGAUGCGCAGACGGUCCUCGAGGAGCUUCGUCAGAGCGGCCACCGGCCCUAUUGGAUCCCCGGUGGCGCAAGCCGACAUCCACUUGGAGGAUUAGGCUACGCGCGAGCUGCUUUCGAGAUUGUCAACCAAGAGAAUGAGAUUAGCCUUGGCGGAUCGGGGCGGUUCGACUACAUUUUCGUCUCCUGUGGGAGUGGCAGCACUGUGGCGGGCCUGAUCGCCGGGUUCAAGCUGCUCGAGAAAAUGCAAUUGAGUUCGGGCCAGCGUCCGACAACGAAUACUACCUUCCCCGCACGGAAAAUCGUCGGAAUUCUGAACUCGCCCACGAAUCCACAAGAAUGGCAUGAGGAACGUGUCUUGAGAUUUGCACGACAGGCCGGGCAACUAAUCGGUCUUUUCAAUCCGAACAUAGAAAUUACAAUGGAAGACGUUCACCUGGACUCCCGAUUUGUCGGGGAAGGCUACGGGGUCAUCGAUGACGAAACUCGUAAAACGAUGUCAAUCAUGGCAGAGACCGAAGCGCUUAUUCUCGACCCGGUCUACACGGCCAAGGUCGUGACGGGGAUGUUGCAAUGGACACAAGGCGAAGUCAUGGCAAACUAUGCUCGGCAGCAUGGUUUGGAAAAUGUGAAUGUUCUAUUCAUUCAUACUGGAGGGCAAGCAGUCUUGCCCGCGUACUUUGACCAGCAUUUGGCGGGACCCAUCGAAUCUUCAUAA
Messenger RNA from Penicillium diatomitis, 2115 nucleotides. Its product is annotated as 1-aminocyclopropane-1-carboxylate deaminase/D-cysteine desulfhydrase. The transcript has a single exon. The coding region runs from base 1 to 2115 and encodes 704 amino acids. NCBI's taxonomy places the organism in Eukaryota, Fungi, Ascomycota, Eurotiomycetes, Eurotiales, Aspergillaceae. The record is from RefSeq and is a predicted model, not a curated record. Gene Ontology annotation, molecular function: D-cysteine desulfhydrase activity.